This is a messenger RNA of Cloeon dipterum, 1194 nucleotides long. Its product is annotated as annexin B9-like. The record is from RefSeq and is a predicted model, not a curated record. Gene Ontology annotation, cellular component: cytoplasm. The transcript has 6 exons. Lineage: Eukaryota; Metazoa; Arthropoda; Insecta; Ephemeroptera; Baetidae. Bases 15 to 1049 code for a protein of 344 amino acids. Gene Ontology annotation, molecular function: calcium ion binding; calcium-dependent phospholipid binding.
UAAAUUUCAUCAAAAUGGUUCAACUCGUACUACUUCUCUUGGGCCUCGCUCUUUGUGCCUCGGUUGGCCAUGCUCAAAAUGAUCUAAAACCUAAGCCAACCGUGUUCCCAGCGUCUCCAUUUGACGCUCAAGCCGAUGCCGAAUAUCUGCACGAAGCAAUGAAUACCAAUAAAUCGGCCAUCGAACCGAUCCUGUCGCGACGCAGCCUCAAACAAAGACUCCAAAUUGCGGAAAAGUACAAAUUAAGUUUCGAUGAGAACCUGGCAGACGCUGUAAUAAAAUAUGCAAAAAACUGUUUAAUUUGUACCUCGUUCGGGCAAAUGAGCGAGCUUAUGUUUAGUCCUCUUCCCGUGCAGUAUAGCCAUUAUCUAAGUAAAGCCAUGGUUGGUCCGGGGACGACCGAGUCGGUGCUCACCGAGAUACUUUGCGGCAACAAAAACAACAUGAUCAGGAACAUCACCCAGGCGUACGCCGAGAGGUAUGACGGCAAGAGCUUACUGGCCGAUCUAGAGGGCGAGACUUCCGGCGAUCUGAAGAGUCUGUUGGUGCUGUUGAUGCAGGCGAACCGCACCGAGUCGCAUGUGGUGGACGCCCAGGCUGUGACCGAUGACGUGUUAGCGCUGUACAAAAACACCGACAUCAACUGGCGUGAAGACUCCUGCAGGUUGAAUGAGGUGCUGGCGCUGCGCAGCUUCCCGCACGUCCGCAGGGUCUUCCACGAGCUGUCCCGCAAGACCGGAAAGACCAUCACUGAUAUUGUCGAUGAACAAUUCUACUUUAGCAACAAAAAAGGAUACGUCGCGUGCGUGCGCGUGAUUCAAGAACCUGAGGAAUACUUUGCUAAUGUUUUGAACGAUGCAAUCAAGGAUUUGGGUACUAACGAUGAUGCCUUGAUCCGUGUUACCCUGACCAGAUCGGAAAUCGACCUGGAAACCAUCUCGGAAAAGUACGAGCAGAAAUACGGAGACUCGGUCAUUGACGAUAUUAAGGGAGACACCGAUGGUACUUACAGGGACAUGCUGAUUUCCUUUUUCGGCGAGGAUGUUUGACUUCAAAAUUAUUGAGGCCAGAACAUUAAUUUUCAUGAGAUGAUAAAUUACAACGUAUAUUCUGAAUACCUACCAGCGUUGUCGGAGGGGGCGUCGUCAAAUAUAUUUUUAAUUAGAAAUAACUGAAAUAGCACUUACAAAUUAA